Messenger RNA from Planococcus citri (citrus mealybug), 880 nucleotides. RefSeq lists its product as uncharacterized. The coding region runs from base 222 to 647 and encodes 141 amino acids. Gene Ontology annotation, cellular component: nucleosome. Gene Ontology annotation, molecular function: DNA binding; structural constituent of chromatin; protein heterodimerization activity. The transcript has 2 exons. The record is from RefSeq and is a predicted model, not a curated record. Lineage: Eukaryota; Metazoa; Arthropoda; Insecta; Hemiptera; Pseudococcidae.
CAUGCUGCAGAUACAUAUUAAACCAAUGGUACAAGUGUUUUUAUGCACUUGAUCAAACGUGAAUUAAAACGUGCGGUGAUAGUGGAUUUCGCUUUUCAAUUCGCGUAUUCGUCGUCAUCUUGCUUGUAACCGGUUUCUUAUCACUGUAUGUACAUAUUUUAUUUUGUCAUCAAAUUGAUCUGAAUAAGUGGCAAUUGCUUCGUUCUUCAAUUAUCUACGAAAUGGUUCGUACGAAGCAAACAGCCCGCAAAUCGACCACUCCGCUUCCACUCAUUUAUAAACAUCUUGCAACAAAACUAGCCCGUAAAAGUGCCAAAAUUACACCAGCUAAUGGUCGAAUCAAAAAACCAUAUCGUUAUCGCCCUGGUACGGUAGCGCUUCGAGAAAUUCGUCGUUACCAAAGAUCCACCGAAUUGCUGAUUCGGAAAUUACCUUUCCAACGAUUGGUACGUGAAAUCGCACAAGAUUACAAGCAUGAAUUACGUUUCCAAUGCGCUGCGAUCAGUGCUUUGCAGGAGGCUUGCGAGGCAUAUUUGAUCGGACUUUUCGAAGACACCAAUCUUUGCGCCAUCCAUGCCAAACGUGUUACGAUUAUGCCGAAAGAUCUUCAAUUGGCUCGUCGAAUUCGUGGAGGAAGUGCUUUUUAAGUUCACGAUUUCAUCUUCUUAGUUAGUUUCUUAAUCAUCAUCAUAAGAAUUAAUCAUGUUAUCCGUUCAAAAUUCAUAUUUCUUGGGUAUAGGUACCUACUCGUAUUUCAUUUUGUGACUUUAAAAAUAGUACUUACUGUGCCUAUAACUUUGAAUAAUCUUACUCACUAUAGCUUGAUUCUGUCUGGUGUUCUUAUCGUGAAUGAUUUUUCAUUAUACUUUUAGGUAUCCCA